AUGCUACUACUCUUCCUCUUGCUGACGAGCAUACCAGCUGGAAAACCAUUUAUAGGAGAAGAACUUAAGAAAAUCGCAAAAAACGAUGAAGUUGAACAUUUGACUGGUCAAGCGCUUGUGGACGGAGAAUCUUUGACCUACGCAACGCACAUGGCUGGCACAAUCUAUCGUUCAUGUUGGCUGCCCCCCCUUGUGGACUACAUAAACUCACACCAAAACCUAUACAAGGCAAAAUAUAAACCGGGAAUUGAAAAAUUUGUCCGGUCACGUAUAAUGAGAUCCAAGUACCUCGAGGACCCACUUGCAGCAGAGUUGAUGGAGCGCAGAGAAAUUGUUGGAGAAGACCCACUUCCUGAAAGUUUCGAUUCACGUGAGCACUGGCCAAAGUGCGCUGAAGUGAUUGGUCACAUUCGGGACCAGUCCAACUGUGCAUCAUGUUGGGCCGUAGCAAACGUCGAAGUUAUGUCAGAUCGCUUAUGUAUCCAGUCUGAUGCAAAAUAUAAAGUAAGUACACCUUCCGACACUGACUUGCUCGCAUGUUGUGGAUCAUUCUGCGGCUUUGGAUGCGAGGGUGGUUAUACUAACCGCGGCUGGCCCUACUUCAAGGCAUCUGGGAUUUGCACAGGAGGCCCAUAUGGUGAUAAGAAAUCCUGCAAACCAUAUGCAUUCUACCCGUGUGGUAAACAUGAAAAUCAGACUUAUUAUGGACCAUGUCCCUACUACAAUUGGGUAACACCGACAUGCCGCAAUAUGUGUCAACUCAAAUCUCGCAAGAAUUAUGAAAGUGACAAGUUUUGGGGAGGAGAGGCGUAUGUCGUCAGCGGGAACGAGACCGCAAUUAGAAGAGAGAUAAUGACCAAAGGACCCGUACUUGUUACCUUCUACGUGUUUGAAGACUUUAUGUACUAUUCAGGAGGAAUCUAUGAACAUUACUAUGGUUAUGAUGAUCAAGGAGCGCAUGCCGUAAAAAUUAUUGGGUGGGGAGUGGAGAAGGGAACAAAGUACUGGCUGGUGGCAAACUCAUGGAAUGUCGACUGGGGAGAAAAAGGUUUCUUCCGUAUAAUACGCGGUCAGAACGAGUGCGGAAUCGAAGCGGGUGUUAUUGGCGGAAGUGUCGACCUCAGUAAAAUCCAUUGAAUGUGAUCUUAUCCUCCAAUAUAUGUACUAGUAACCCUUCUGGUCGCUAUAAGUGGGUUGGGGUAAGAAUUAGCAAGUGCUUAGCUAAGAUCGUGAAUCUACACUACGUUUUCAUUCUUUGUAUAGAAAAGUUUGUGCAUGAAUUUUCAGCUUUGAAGAUAUAUAUAAAAUUAACGAAGAUUUCUGUAUUUGU
Messenger RNA from Cylicocyclus nassatus, 1330 nucleotides. Lineage: Eukaryota; Metazoa; Nematoda; Chromadorea; Rhabditida; Strongylidae. The record is from the annotation of a GenBank genome assembly.